AUGAGUUUUGCCUCUUCUUCUUCAGUCCCCCCAUCAGGGUCUUCCAAAGACUCCUCAAGUGUUACCACCCACAGCUUGCAGUCCCUCGAAUCUAGACCCUUGGCCCCAGAGAUGCUUCCAGGGCUUCCUGUUGUACAGGUAAAGCCCGUACCUCUCGGCACUCCUGAGUUCGAAGAGAAGAGGGCUGCUUUGCUUGAAGUAUUUGCAGAAAAGGUCCCGGAUGAGCUGCGGCUGCCGUUGGAGGUUAUACUGAACCCUCCAACAGAUGUCACCUCGAUCCCAUCAACCUGUGGCAUUUUAUCGCCAGAAGAGAUCACUAUCACUGAGACUUAUGAUGCAGUCGGCCUUAUUGAGGCAAUUGCACGUCGAAAACACACUGCUAUAGCCGUUGCACGGGCAUUCUGCAAACGUUCAAUCAUUGCGCAUCAGCUCACAUGCUGCCUGACACAAUGGUUCAUGGACGAGGCCAUCGAACAAGCUCAAAAGCUCGAUGCACAUUUCGAGUCUCAUGGGAGGCCUAUGGGCCCCAUGCAUGGUUUGCCAAUCAGCAUCAAAGAUCACAUCCAAGUUGCCGGAACCUCUUCCUCUCAAGGCUGUUUCAUCAGCAUUAGCGACGACGACCAAGAUGCCGACAUCGUGUCGAUCUUGCGUGCCCAAGGUGCCAUCAUUUACUGCAAAACCAACCAGCCUCAAUCUCUGAUGCAUCUCGAGAGUGAUUUCCCACUGGGGAAGAGUCCUGAACCCUUUCAACAUUCAUCUGUCUGCUGGUGGUUCGACAGGAGUAUCCGUGGCCCAUCUGCCUUUUGUGGUAUCUAUGGCUUCAAAACCACAUCGAAUGUCUUGCCGACAAGGGGGUACAUCAAAGGCGCUCCGCCUCCAGCUGUGCUGAACAUCCCUCUGUCGACUGGACCUAUGUGUCGCUCCUUGAGAGAUAUGGACCUUUUCAUGAAAUGUGUCCUUUCUUCGAAGCCCUAUCUUUCGGAUCCCAACAUCGUUCCGAUCCCGUGGAUCGGUCUUGAAACACGAUUCAAUCGGCGCCUCAAGGUCGGCAUCAUCAGCAACGAUGGCUUUAUCGAGCCUCAACCGCCAGUGAAGAGGGCAAUUUCGUGGGCCAGAAGCCUUCUGUCCGACAGCAAGUUUGCCAACCUCAUCGAAUUAAAAGAGUUCAAAAUCUUCGGCGCAGGAGAAGCAUGGAAGCAAGUCCGAAGACUCUACUGGCCCGACGGCGGCCAUCUCACCAAAAACGGCAUAAUCUCAUCCGGAGAACCUCUUCACCCUCUUACAGAAUGGAUCUGCAGAGACGCAGAGCCCCUGGGCAUGCACACCGCCGUAGAUCUCACAGCCGUCCACAAAGAGCGAAACGAUUUCUGGCUUGCUUUUGCCAAAAGCUGGAGUGACCAAGACGUGGAUGUCAUUAUCGGCCCGUCGUUCGUCGGGCCAGCGUGUGCGCACGACACGGCCUUCUACUGGACCUACACCUCGCUCUACAACCUUGUCGACUACCCGGGAGCGGUUAUUCCCACGCCAAUUAGGGCUGAAUCUGGGAAAGUUUACGAUACGGGCUAUGUUCCGCUAAGCGAUGCUUGUCGACAUGUUAGAGAUUUGUGGGAGGAGGGUGAUUUUAGGGGUGCGCCUGUCAACCUGCAGGUGGUGGCGAGGCGGUAUCAUGACAAUGAGCUCUUUGGGGCGUUAGGUGUGCUGAAAGACGUGUUGAACUUGUCUUAA
Fusarium proliferatum ET1 is the source of this 1725-nucleotide messenger RNA. RefSeq lists its product as uncharacterized. Bases 1 to 1725 code for a protein of 574 amino acids. The record is from RefSeq and is a predicted model, not a curated record. The transcript is spliced from 2 exons. Lineage: Eukaryota; Fungi; Ascomycota; Sordariomycetes; Hypocreales; Nectriaceae.